Messenger RNA from Diabrotica balteata, 6875 nucleotides. Lineage: Eukaryota; Metazoa; Arthropoda; Insecta; Coleoptera; Chrysomelidae. The record is from the annotation of a GenBank genome assembly.
GGUAGCGCUAGCGCUAGUCAACAAUUGACUGCAGUGUUGUGUGAGUGGUGCCGGUUCCUUGAUUUUUAAUAUUUUUGCGUUUUCUCAAUUUUUUACGAAUAUGACAAAUUCCGAACAGAAAGUGCCUUGCUUUUUAGUAUUAGAGGAUGGAACUAUACUGCCAGGGGAGUCGUUUGGAGCCCAAAAAGCUGUAGAAGGCGAAGUUGUUUUUCAAACUGGUAUGGUAGGAUAUCCUGAAUCGUUGACAGAUCCGAGUUAUCACGCACAAAUCCUGAUUCUUACCUACCCUAUUAUUGGAAAUUAUGGAGUUCCCGAAGAAAAGAAAGACGAAAACGAUUUACCAUAUUUUUUCGAAUCUAACCGAAUAUGGGCCUCAGCGUUGGUGGUUGGAGAACAUUGCAACUAUCCCAGUCAUUGGCGCAGCACUAGAACAUUGUCGGCUUGGAUGGCCCAAGAAAACGUGCCGGGUAUCCAAGGAAUCGACACCAGGCAACUCACCAAGAAAAUUCGCGAGCAUGGUACUAUGUUGGGAAAGAUUGUUUACCGCUUACCUUUGCCUGCUGAAGUAGGUUCUAUUCUGGAUCCUAAUUUAAGGAAUUUAGUUGCUGAAGUAUCCAUACAGAAACCUGUCACGUAUAAUAUAAAUGGAACUCCAAGAAUUUGCGCCGUUGAUUGUGGACUGAAAUAUAAUCAAAUAAGAUGUCUUCUUAAGCGAGGAGCUCGAGUAGAUGUUGUACCUUGGAACCACAAACUGAAUAUUGAAGAUUAUGAUGGACUCUUUCUCAGCAACGGGCCUGGAAAUCCAGAAAUGUGCAAAGAAACUAUAGCAAAUGUUAAAGCAGUGGUAGAAAACAACAAAGUGAAGCCAAUUUUUGGUAUAUGUCUGGGUCACCAACUCCUAUCAAUGGCUAUCGGUUGCAGUAGUUACAAAAUGAAAUACGGAAAUCGAGGACACAACCAACCUUGUGUUCAUCAUGAUACUGGAAGAUGCUACAUGACCUCUCAGAAUCAUGGUUUUGCCGUAGAUACAAAGUCUCUGCCAGAGAGUUGGGAACCUCUUUUCACAAAUGUUAAUGAUAAAACCAACGAAGGUAUAAUCCAUACGAAAUUACCAUACUUCAGCGUUCAAUUUCAUCCAGAACAUAUGGCCGGACCAGAAGAUCUAGAAUGUCUCUUUGACAUAUUUAUAGAAGCAGUUAAAAAUGGCAUUAAAACUAAUAUUAAAGAAUUAAUGACUAACAAAUUAAAAUUUAAAAUUGAAAAGCCUAUAGCUCAACUGCAACUAAAAAAAAUUCUUAUAAUAGGUUCCGGCGGUUUAUCAAUUGGACAAGCCGGAGAAUUUGACUACUCAGGAUCUCAAGCCAUUAAGGCUCUAAAAGAAGCCAACAUACAAACGGUACUUAUCAAUCCAAAUAUUGCCACUGUGCAAACAUCGAAGGGUAUGGCUGAUAAAGUGUAUUUUCUACCUUUGGUGCCCGAAUAUGUCGAACAAGUUAUCUGUUCUGAAAGACCUAGUGGUGUCUUACUAACAUUCGGUGGACAAACGGGCUUAAAUUGCGGAGUAGAACUGGAAAGACUUGGAGUAUUUGAGAAGUAUAACUGUAAAAUACUAGGUACUCCUAUUCAAGCAAUUAUAGAUACGGAAGAUCGUAAGAUAUUUAGCGAAAGAAUAGCUGAAAUAGGAGAACAAGUUGCUCCAAGUAUGGCCGCUCAUUCUGUUCAAGAAGCUCUAGAAGCCGCAGAUAUUUUAGGCUAUCCAGUAAUGGCGAGAGCUGCUUUUUCUCUUGGAGGUCUAGGUUCAGGUUUUGCCAACAAUAAAGAUGAAUUAAAAACUUUAGCUUUGCAGGCUCUAGCUCACUCUAGCCAACUAAUUAUCGAUAAAUCGUUGAAAGGAUGGAAAGAAGUAGAAUAUGAAGUUGUGAGAGAUGCCUUUGACAAUUGUAUAACAGUUUGUAACAUGGAAAAUGUAGAUCCUUUGGGAAUACACACCGGAGAGUCUAUAGUAGUAGCACCCAGUCAGACACUUUCCAAUAAAGAAUAUAACAUGCUUAGGUCCACAGCUAUUAAAGUAAUAAGACAUUUCGGCGUAGUAGGAGAAUGUAAUAUACAGUAUGCUCUGAACCCCAAUUCUGAAGAAUUUUAUAUUAUCGAAGUUAAUGCUAGACUUUCAAGAAGUUCUGCGUUAGCUAGCAAGGCUACGGCUAUCCUUUGGCCUACGUGGCAGCAAAACUAGCGUUGGGAGUAUCUCUGCCUGACAUUAAUAAUUCAGUUACAGGUGUUACAACUGCGUGCUUCGAACCAAGUUUGGAUUAUUGUGUUGUUAAAAUUCCCAGAUGGGAUCUUCAUAAGUUUACCCGAGUGAGCAGCAAAAUUGGAAGUUCUAUGAAGAGUGUCGGAGAAGUGAUGUCAAUCGGUAGGAAAUUUGAAGAAGCUUUUCAGAAAGCUUUACGUAUGGUUGACGAGAACGUUACCGGUUUUGAUCCUUAUUUGAAGCCUGUUAACGAUGAAGAGCUCAAAGAACCAACUGACAAGAGAAUGUUUGUGUUAGCAGCUGCUUUGAAACAAAACUAUUCGAUAGAAAAGCUGUACGAACUUACAAAAAUAGACAGAUGGUUUUUGCAGAAAAUGAAAAAUAUAAUCGAUUGUUUAACUUGUCUGGAGACCUUCGACCAGUAUUCUUUAACCCACGGGACUCUUCUUAGGGCUAAGCAGAUUGGAUUUUCUGAUAAACAAAUAGCUGCUGCUGUUAAAAGUACUGAACUGGCAAUCCGAACGCAACGUGAAGAAUUCCAAAUUACACCUUUUGUAAAACAAAUAGAUACAGUUGCGGCAGAAUGGCCUGCUACAACAAACUACCUUUAUGUAACUUAUAAUGCUGACAGUCAUGAUUUACAGUUCGAAGAACAACACACCAUGGUGUUAGGUUCAGGAGUUUAUCGUAUAGGAAGCUCUGUAGAAUUCGAUUCUUGUGCAGUGGGAUGUCUGCGCGAACUACGCAGGUUAAACAUGAAGACCAUAAUGAUAAAUUACAAUCCGGAAACAGUUAGUACUGAUUAUGAUAUGUCAGAUAGAUUAUACUUUGAAGAAAUUUCUUUCGAAACUGUGAUGGAUAUCUAUAAUAUUGAAAAUCCCACUGGAGUUAUUUUAUCGGUAGGAGGUCAAUUACCCAAUAACAUAGCAAUGGAUCUGCAUAGACAGAAAGCUAGAAUUCUAGGAACAUCUCCAGAUUCUAUCGAUGGAGCUGAAAAUCGUUUCAAGUUUUCCCGUAUGUUGGAUAGAAUUGGCAUUAUGCAACCUCGAUGGAAAGAGCUAACAAAUCUAAAAUCGGCAAUAGAAUUUUGUGAAGAGGUGGGUUAUCCUUGCUUAGUACGACCAUCAUACGUACUUAGUGGAGCUGCUAUGAAUGUUGCUCAUUCAAAUCAAGAUCUUGAAACUUACCUCAAUGCAGCAAGUGAUGUAAGUAAAGAACAUCCUGUAGUUAUCUCCAAAUUUUUACUUGAAAGCAAAGAAAUUGAUGUAGACGCUGUAGCUUGUGAUGGCAUUAUUCUUUGUAUGGCUGUGUCAGAACACGUAGAAAACGCUGGAGUACAUUCAGGAGAUGCCACACUGGUAACACCACCUCAAGACAUUAAUGCUGAAACUCUGUCCAAAAUAAAAUACAUAGUAAAAUCAAUAGCCGCUUCACUAGACAUCAGCGGUCCCUUCAAUAUGCAGCUAAUAGCCAAAGACAAUGAUCUAAAAGUUAUCGAGUGCAAUGUACGAGUAUCAAGAUCUUUUCCUUUUGUAUCGAAAACUUUAAAUCACGAUUUUGUUGCUAUGGCUACAAGGGUUAUGGUUGGUGAGGAAGUAGAACCUGUAGAUGUACUGGAAGGUUGUGGUAGAGUUGGAGUAAAGGUGCCACAGUUUUCAUUCUCGAGAUUAGCUGGGGCUGACUUCAUGUUGGGUGUAGAAAUGGCCUCGACAGGAGAAGUUGCCUGUUUUGGAGAGAAUCGAUAUGAAGCCUAUUUGAAGGCCAUGAUGAGUACAGGUUUUAGUAUUCCAGAAAAAUCAAUUUUGUUAUCCAUUGGAACGUUUAAGCAUAAAAUGGAACUGCUGCCAAGUAUCGCUUCGUUACAGAAAAUGGGAUAUAAACUUUAUGCAAGUUUAGGGACUGCAGAUUUCUACAGUGAACAUGGAGUCCAAGUAGAAUCAGUACAAUGGACUUUCGACUCAAUAGAUGACAUUACAAGUCAAGGUGAACUAAAACCUCUAGCAGAAUUUCUGUCCAAAAAGCAAUUUGAUCUUGUCAUCAAUUUGCCAAUGAGAAAUGGCGGUGCCAGAAGAGUGUCCUCUUUUAUGACGCAUGGAUAUAGAACUAGAAGAUUGGCCAUAGAUUAUUCCAUCCCACUGAUAACAGAUGUAAAGUGUGCUAAGUUGCUGGUGGAAGCCCUACGUAUUAUUGGAAAAGCCCCUUCGAUGAAAACUCACAUCGAUUGUAUCAGUUCGCGCAACAUAGUAAAGCUUCCAGGUUUUAUAGACAUCCACGUCCACGUGAGAGAACCUGGAGCCACGUACAAAGAAGACUACGCAUCGUGCACAGCUGCUGCUCUCGCUGGAGGUGUCACUCUUAUUUGUGCGAUGCCUAACACAAAUCCCGCCAUUGUUGACGAGGAGUCUUUUGCGUUGGUUAAAAGGUUGGCUAAAGAAGGCGCCAGGUGUGAUUAUGCUUUAUUCGUAGGCGCUUCUUCGGACAACACAUCAAUGAUCUCUGAGUUAGCAGCAGAAGCUGCAGGAUUAAAAAUGUACCUUAAUGAGACAUUCACCACUCUCCGUCUAGGGGACCUUGACGUCUGGUCCAAACAUCUAGCCAAUUGGCCAAAGAGAGCACCUCUUUGCGUCCACGCUGAGUCUCAGACCACAGCAGCAAUUAUUCUUUUGGCUAGUCUCCAAAAUAGACCAGUUCAUAUAUGUCACGUUGCCAGAAAAGAAGAAAUAUUAAUAAUUAAGGCAGCAAAGGAAAAAGGAUUAAAAGUUACAUGCGAAGUGUGUCCUCACCAUCUAUUUCUUUCAACGAAUGAUAUCGAGAAAAUCGGAGUCACAAAGAGUCAGGUUAGACCAGUUUUGGUAUCCCCAGAAGACCAGCAGGCUCUUUGGGAUAAUCUCAGCAUUAUUGACUGUUUUGCCACAGAUCAUGCACCUCACACAAUUGAAGAAAAGCUUAGCGAGAAAGCUCCCCCGGGCUUCCCAGGAUUAGAAACAAUUUUACCGCUUCUACUUAAUGCAGUCAAUGAAGGUAGAAUAACUUUGGAGGAUCUUAUAAAUAAGUUCCACAAGAAUCCUAAAAGAAUAUUUAAUUUGCCCGAACAGCACAACACAUACGUUGAAGUAGAUAUGGAAGAAGAAUGGAUUAUUCCCGAAGCUAUGAGUUAUAGUAAGGCCAAGUGGACACCAUUUGCAGGAAAAAAAAUAAAAGGCGCUGUCCAUAGAGUUGUUCUUCGUGGAGAGGUAGCCUAUGUUGAGGGGCAAGUUUUAGUUCAACCAGGUUUUGGUCAGAAUGUUAGGGAAUGGGAUAAAAGAUUGUAUACUACUUCCGUCGAAAUGAGCCGACCUUCCUCAACUUUGGCAUUGGACAGACCUUUAUCACCGUAUUUAUUAAACAACAGCCUUGAAUAUGAUAAUGAUAGGCAGACUAAUGAGAUAUUCUCCAAACUUCUAUCUGGAGAAGGUAAAGUCCACUUUGCCAAUGAAGCACAAACUUUCGAUUCUAGGAUAUUGUCUCCUAUUCCACCACGAAUUAGAACGGAAAGUUUCUCAAACACGGCUGACAAAAAGUCCAAGGCUGAUAUUGUUUCGGAUCAGGCACAACCACAUCACAUUUCCCAUCAUCACCAUCCUUGGUUUAACAAGCACAUCGUAAGCGUAGACACAUUUACAAAAGAUGAACUAAAUGAUAUCUUUAAUUUAGCGCAAACUUUAAGGGCGUAUGUCGUUAAAGACAAACCUUUGGAUCACGUUUUAAGAGGUAAAAUAAUGGCUUCUAUGUUCUAUGAAGUGAGCACAAGAACGAGUUGUAGUUUCGCAGCAGCCAUGCAAAGACUUGGUGGAAGAGUAAUAUAUAUGGAUGAAACAAGUUCUUCAGUUAAGAAAGGGGAAUCACUAGCAGAUUCUGUGGUUAUUAUGGCAGGAUACGCUGAUGUAGUAGUUUUACGACACCCUAUUCCUGGCUCAAUACAAAAAGCUUCACAUCACUGCAGAAAAGCUUUAAUAAAUGCCGGUGAUGGUAUAGGAGAGCAUCCAACCCAAGCUCUAUUGGAUAUUUUCACGAUAAGAGACGAAAUUGGUACAGUUAAUGGACUUACCAUUACUUUGGUAGGUGAUUUGAAAAAUGGACGAACCGUUCAUUCUUUGGCAAGGCUGUUGACUUUAUACAAUGUGCAAUUAAGAUAUGUCAGUCCGCCAAAUUUGAAAAUGCCUCAACAUGUAACGGCUUUUGUAAAAUCCAAAGGUAUACCCCAAGAAGAAUAUAGUAAGUUAGAAGAUAUUCUACCUGAGACAGAUGUUUUAUAUAUGACUAGAAUACAACGAGAGAGAUUUACUAACCAAGAAGAAUAUGAUGAGGCUUGUGGACACUUUGUAGUAACUCCAAAAUUGAUGACUCGUGCCAAAAAGAAGAUGAUCGUUCUCCAUCCUCUUCCCAGAGUAUUUGAAAUAAGUCCAGAAUUUGACACAGAUCCAAGAGCGGCUUAUUUCCGUCAAGCUGAAUGCGGUAUGUACGUCAGGAUGGCAGUUCUUGCAAUGCUUUUGGGAAAAUGUUAAAUUCUGUUUUAAUGUGCUAAAUUAUACAUUCCAUUUUUAUAAAACCGAAAUGAUGAUAAAGAUUAAUUUUUUAUAAAAAA